UGUGUACGAUAUGCACGACAAACUUGGAAUAUGCCACCCCGACAUAUGAAUAUGAUGCAUAUAUAAUAAGUUGCAUUGCUAUUUAUUCCAAACAUCCAUCGAUCGCCACCUUAAAUAUAACAAAUACUUGUCUGGUAAAUGUAAGUUUUAUCCUCCUAUCCUCUUCACAACACUUGACAAAGUGAUGAUGAGAACACCAAUAAGCAGUGAUGAAAGUGGUUUGAAGAAGGGGCCAUGGAGCCCAGAAGAGGACAAAAUAUUAGUGGAUUUCAUUGAGAAACAUGGUCAUGGAAGUUGGAGAGCCCUUCCAAGGCUUGCAGGCUUAAACAGGUGUGGAAAGAGUUGCAGACUGAGGUGGACUAAUUACCUCAGGCCUGACAUCAAACGCGGAAAAUUCUCUGAUGAAGAAGAGCAACUAAUCAUCAAUUUACAUUCAGUUCUCGGGAAUAAGUGGGCGGCUAUAGCAUCUCAUCUGCCAGGGAGGACUGAUAAUGAAAUAAAGAAUUUGUGGAACACGCAUUUAAAGAAGAAGCUAAUGCAAAUGGGGUUAGACCCAGUGACUCACCGUCCAAGAACUCAUCACCUAAACCUUCUUAGCAACCUACAACAGAUAUUGGCUCUAAUUAGGUUACAGUCAGAUGCUAAUAAACUCCAAUUAUUGCAAAACAUAUUUGAAGCCUCAAACUCAGACCCACUGCCAGAUUCUUCUUAUUCUUUGCUAAAUGAUGUUUUGGGGGGGUUGAAUAAUCUUCACUCCAAUGAUCUCCAUAACCUUUAUGAUGGUAAUUCACUUUCUGUCCAAAACUUUGAUCAGAACUUGAAUGGUGGCAGAAACGCUGAGCCUUCACCGUCAUCAAACUCGCUUCCAAAUCUGGUUUCAGCCUCACCUGAUCGUUCCCCAGUUGUUAAGGAAGCACAAAACAUAUUGGUAAACUCGAAGGACUUUUCCACCUCCGCUUUUGAGUUAACGUGGGGAGAUUUCAUGGAUGAAGAAGAAACAAACCAGACUUAUUGGAAAGGUUUUAUGGACCAACAUUCUAACCAGACAUGGUCGACUUUCCCAUGAUCACGGAAUUUGAGAGCUAUCACAGCAAUAACGGGAUUUAUUCGCUGUUCUAUCUAUAAUAAAAAAAAAAUAUACUGUUCAUUUAGUUAUAUAUAAUGGUUGGUUUAAUUUGUAUGUAUUAUUUGACGAUGGAUUGAUUUCAGAUCCAAAUAUAGAAAGCUCUUGUAUUGUAUAUUAAAUGUACAACGUGGAAAUUAAAUCAAUCAUAGAAUAGAGGCCUAUGAUGUUCUUUUUCUUUGUAUAAACUAUACUAUAAAAUAAAAUGCUGUUUGUAGGCUUUCCUUCUUAAA
This is a messenger RNA of Glycine soja, 1356 nucleotides long. Its product is annotated as transcription factor MYB92-like. The coding region runs from base 185 to 1066 and encodes 293 amino acids. Lineage: Eukaryota; Viridiplantae; Streptophyta; Magnoliopsida; Fabales; Fabaceae. The record is from RefSeq and is a predicted model, not a curated record. The transcript is spliced from 4 exons.